Molecule: messenger RNA, 1944 nt
Organism: Talpa occidentalis (Iberian mole)
Lineage: Eukaryota; Metazoa; Chordata; Mammalia; Eulipotyphla; Talpidae
Gene: SYTL1
Product: synaptotagmin like 1
Exons: 15
Coding region: 165-1859 (564 amino acids)
Biological process (GO): intracellular protein transport; exocytosis
Cellular component (GO): exocytic vesicle; plasma membrane
Molecular function (GO): neurexin family protein binding; small GTPase binding
Source: RefSeq, a predicted model, not a curated record
UGCUCCCUCUGGGGCGCUGGUUGAGUGAGCCUCGCCCCUUCACUGCUCUCCUGGUUCCUGAACCUUGGCUGCCUGGAAGCGGGGACCGCCCUGUGAAGGUGUUCCCUCCAUACUGGACCCCUACAGGGAGCCACGUGUGCCCAGCCGGGGCACUGCCCCAGCUGAUGCCCCAGAGGUGCCACAUAUCUCAAGAGGGGCUCUGUGCCCUGCCCUGCCUCCUCAUGGCACAUGAGUCAGAGCCUGAGGCCGAUGGGCUGUUGGACCUCAGCUUCCUGACAGAGGAGGAGCAGGAGGCCAUUGCUGAAGUCUUGAUGCGAGAUGCCCACCUGCGCCAGCUGGAGGAGGGGCGGGUCAGCAAGCUCCGGGCCUCGCUGGCAGACCCUGGACAGCUGAAGAUCCUGACGGGGGACUGGUUCCAGGAAGCCCGCUCCCAGAGGCACCACCCUGCCCACCUUGGCUCUGACCUUGUCCGAGCCUCCAUCCGCAGGAAGAAGACUUUCCGGGGUCAGGUUCUGGGCGGUGACAGGAAAGCUGAGGCUCCAGGGAAGAGGGAUGAAGAGGAGGAGCUGGGGCCCAGACUCCGCAUCAACCAGGCACCCCAAGAGAGGCUCCGCAAGGCUGAGGGACUGGAUUCCCCUUCACCCUAUGUCCCGCCAAAGGCUUCAGGUCAUGAGGAGGAAUCCCAGGCCUGGGAAGCCCCCAGCCCUGGGCGCGCGCCGGUCAGUGCGGCCGCCGCGGAGGAGGCGGACCCGGAGCCGGAGCCGCCGUCCCGGGGACUGAAGGAACCGCGGCCCGCGCCGGCCCAGACCCAGACGGAGCCCAAGAUGCUGGAGAACGGGGAGCAGGCCCCGGAGCCCAGCCCCUCGCUCGACCGCAUGCUCAGCAGCAGCUCCUCGCUGUCCAGCCUCAACUCCUCCACGCUGAGCGGCAGCCAGACGAGCCUGGCGGAGGCGGGCGCCCUGCAGGUGCGCGGCUCGGUGCUGUUCGCGCUGCACUACGAGGCGCGCACCACGGAGCUGCGCGUGCACGUGAUCCAGUGCUGGGGCCUGGCGGCCGCGCGGCGCCACCGCUCCAACCCAUACGUCAAGAUCUACCUCCUCCCGGACAAGCUGAGCAAGCGCAAGACGGCCGUGAGGAGACGCGACCUGUACCCGGUCUUCAACGAGACUAUCCGGUACUACGUGCCGCAGGCCGAGCUGCAGGACCGCGUCCUGAGCCUGUCCGUGUGGCACCGUGAGAGCCUGGGCCGCAACGUCUUUCUGGGCGAAGUCGAGGUGCCCCUGGACACCUGGGACUGGGACUCGCCGGAGGCCUGUCUCCCCCUGCAGCCCCGGGUGCCGCCUGCUCCCGACGACCUUCCCAGCCGCGGGCUGCUGUCUCUGUCCCUCAAGUACGUCCCUGCCGGCUCUGAGGGCGCAGGUCAGCCGGAGAGCGGGGAGCUGCACUUCUGGGUGAAGGAAGCUCAGGACCUCGUGCCGCUGCACUCGGGAACCAUGGAUGCCUUCAUACAGUGCUCGGUGCUCCCUGAUGACAGCCGGGCCAGCCGCCAACGGACAAGAGUGGUGCGACGCAGCCUCAACCCCAUGUUCAACCACACCAUGGUUUACGAUGGCUUAGGGCCCACUGAUCUGCGCCAGGCCUGUGCCGAGCUCUCCCUCUGGGACCAGGGGCCCCUGGCCAGCCGCCAGCUGGGGGGCACACGCCUCAGCCUGGGCACUGGCAGCAGCUAUGGGCUCCAGGUGCCCUGGAUGGAUUCCACGCCUGAAGAGAAGCAGCUGUGGCAGACACUCCUGGAGCGACCAUGUGAGUGGGUGGAUGGCCUUCUGCCUCUCAGAACCAACCUGGUCCCCAGGACAUAGCUGCCCUACAAGCCCUUCUGAACGCCUCUCUCCAGACCCCCAUCUCAGGGCCUGCCCUUGGCUAAAGUCAAUAAAAUCUAUUUUA